AUGAAGCCCCUCCCGGCGCUGGAGGACCGGUCGUGGAAGCCCCUGUGCGUGCAGGAGCUGCACGGCCUCAAGAAGCUCAGGCGGAAAGUGCGUCCCCGCAUCUUGCUGUGCGCCCCGCCAGCUCGCCCCACGCCGUCCGCGCCUCCCGCGCCCGCUGCGCCCUCGGAGUCUUUAGUGCGUCCUUCGCCCCCCACACGCCCGGGGGAAAGUUCCUACUCGUCAAUUUCACACGUAAUUUACAAUAACCACCCAGAUUCUUCGGCGUCGCCUAGGAGACGGCCGGGCGAAACAACAGCAGCCUCGUCUGAGAUCAAAGCCCUGCAGCAGACCCGGAGGCUCCUGGCCAAUGCCCGGGAGCGGACGCGCGUGCACACCAUCAGCGCGGCCUUCGAGGCGCUCAGGAAGCAGCCUGGGGCCUUGAGAACCCGGCCUACCCAGCCUGUGGCCCUUCCCCAAGGGCAGCUUCUGGAGUGGCCCGUGGGAAGCUCCCAGAUCCCUCCUCUUCGGGUGAAGCAGGCUGCUGGUGGUGGAGGUUUCCUUCCGGAGAUCUUCAGAGCUAAUUCGGGGGUGCCAUGCUACUCCUAUGGGCAGAAGCUGUCCAAACUGGCCAUCCUGAGGAUCGCCUGUAACUACAUCCUGUCCCUGGCACGGCUGGCUGACCUCGACUAUAGCGCCGACCACAGCAACCUCAGCUUCUCCGAGUGUGUGCAGCGCUGCACCCGCACCCUGCAGGCCGAGGGACGCGCCAAGAAGCGCAAGGAGUGAGUGGCUGUGGACCAGGCCGAGGACGCUGCGGUAGCCUCUCUCCAGCCAGGCCGAGGACAAGGGGAGCGGGCCAGGCCAGCCUCAGCCUCUGUCUCCCCCAGGAUGCCGCCAGCUUUCCACCUGCCACUGCUGCUCAGGUCACCCAGGGCAGGAGCAACCCCACCUCCCGGUCGCCUCCUGUCCUCCCCCAGCUGCUGGGCUUGGUUCUCACUCUGCCUGCUGCCUGGUCAGGAGGGAGAGCUCAGCCUUCCCCUUGGUCAGGACCUGAGGCUGCAGAAAUUCAUUGCCAAAGAUUCCACAGAGACUCUGAACAAGAUGGGGGAUGAAACCCAGCAGGGAAAAGCCACACUGCGGCUCCGUGACUCUGCUUCUCUCGUUGCCCGAGUCUUAUCUCAAGCCAAAGACAAACCGGCAGUUCUACCAGCAACUCACUGAAGCUGUGGGCAUUUGGUGACCAUGGGAAGCACGUGACCCUCUGAACUGUUGCUCUGUCUACACUGGGUCCUGAGGUGGCAGGGUGCAAGUUAAACCUCCUGGGGGUGCCUGAGAGGAUGGCAUGGAGGGCCUAGCAUCCCUGUGCGUGUCCUUCUCUUCUGACAGCUGCCCAGGCCUCAGACCCGGUUUCUCAAUGUUCCCUGGGCCCAGGCUCCUUCUGAGGGCCUGAGUAGCCUGAGAAAGGAGUGCAGUGGGGGGAAGAAGCAAUAUCCCCCCUCCCAGGGACUCGCCCCAGGUCUUUGCUCCCCUAGCCAGUGGCACCCUUUAGCUGGGAAAGCAAGAUGGUGCCCUGUGGGGAGGCAGUGGUCUGUCACAGGUGGGCAGGAGGGCAGAGGGAGGAAGGGACCAGGGGAGCGGGCCAGGAUGUGGGGUAGGGGGUGUGUUUAAAGCCAAGGCCUGCUCUUGCCUUGUGCUCAAAAGGCCAAAGCUGUUCACAUCUGUGCUCAACCAUCUGCUUCAAAUUGAAGUAAAAGCCCCAUCAUGUAAAGACAUACUUGGUUGUGUUGAGUGGACUCUGUGGGUGAGCAGGCCUUAGGCCUUGGCCUGUCAUCGGAAGGGGUAUUGUGAGGGAGAGGGUUGGUCUCUUUGGAGGUUGUGAGUCAUUUAGACAGGCAGUGCAUGUGUGAGACCCCCAGGCCCCCACCACGGCCUCAGCCUGGGCCAGUGACCAAGAGGCCUAGUCCUGAAUGAGCAAGGAGUGUGGUCUGCUUUAUACCUCACAAGCUUAGGAAGGCUAUUAAUCCCAUAACACAGACGAGGAAACUGAGGCCCAAGGAGACAGGGCCAGUCAAUGAUAGAGCCAGUUCUUCUCUUUUUUUUUUUCCCCCUGGUACUGGGGAUCGAACUUGGGACCUUGUGCUUGCAAGGCAAGUGGCAGAACCACUGAGCUAAAUCCCCGGCCCCAGAGCCAGUUCUUGAAUCCAGAUGGGCUUGCUCGAAAUGUUCUGCUCCUCAGCCUUCUCCAGCCCCAUUGCUGGUCCCAGUCCAAAGUCUUUGUGGCCCCGUCGUGUCACUUAUAUGAACCUAAGACAAGGACAGUAAAAGGCAUGGGAGACAGGGAGGAGGCCAUGAGGUAAGAAACAGGGAGAGGAGGUCAGGGUGUUAGGGACAGGGUUGCCCAGGGAGAAGGAGCGGUGAUGGGGGCUGGUGUUCGCACUGGAUGCACAGUUUGUCCCUGCGUGUCGCCCAGCACCACGGCCUCUUCUCAGGGUCCAGCCUGGUUGUCUGCCAUGCAACUGGCCACAGGGAGCCUCCUCCUCCUUGUAUGCCGGGUCCCCUGGUGUGGCCUUUGGCCAGGGACCCUGGGGGUCACAGAGGCAGGGAUCAGACUGCAAAGGUGCCCAGAAAGAGGCCGGACAGAGUGGCGUGGAGGAUCCAAGAGGGACAGUGAGGAAGGGCCCAUCACCCAGGACCCUAGGCACAGGUCACAGUGCCACGCAGUUGUCCCUCUGAGCAACCCUGGUGGCAUUUCUAGAGAAGCAGGAAAUGUGGCCCAUGCAGCAUCACACUGUGACCCGCGGCCCUUUCUGUGAAGAGCAGGGCCCCUCACUGUGCUGCCAUGGAGCAGACCCCGGGCACCCCCACCCCUCUCCUGCUGCGCACAGCCUGCAUCGCCAGCAUCCCUUUCAUUUGGAAGCAUCUCUGCUACCAGCUGUGCGGCAGACAUCAGGCUAGGCCCUGUGAAGAAAGAUGGUCCUCAGUGGUGCACGUCUUCAUGGAGCUGUGGCUCUGUAUGGGGAGUUGGACUGACAGACAAGAAAGGAUUAUGACAGUCAGACACCUAAAGUAUUGUGGGUGCCAAAAAGAACUCACGCCCCUUGGGAUAUCAGAAAAGGAUUUCCUGGAAAGGGGUCACGUGAAUUGGAUCUUGAAGGGUGAAUAGAAGUUUUCUGAGCAAAGGACUAAAGUUUGUGUUCUCCUUGUCAACUUCCUCCCCAGUACAGUGACUCGUGCUCUUUGCAGGUGCAUGUACAUACACAGUCCUUCUCCUCUGUAGCUGGCACACGCGGUACAUUCCUGGGGACAGAUGCAUAUCCAUUCUGCCAGCAGCCGAGCAAAAAGACCCUCCCCAAAGUGUGAAUGACAAAGAGCCCUGCUGGGGCCCUCAAGGGCAUUUUCCAGUCUGGCCAAGGGGUGAGGUCACAGAGACACCUGCAGAUAUGUUUGUGGCACACCCGUUUGCUGUGGGUCACUGGGCACAGGCCCCAGAGGGGUGAAGGGACACUGCAGGGCCCCGGGGAUCCACGAGGAUGCGUCACAGUGCGCAUUGCUCCCCUUGGACAAAGACAAAGUCAGGGAGUUGAGGAUCCCUGGCUCGCAGGCCGAGGGACUCAAGCGGGAGGUCCCAGGCCAACAGAGUAGCAGAGCCAUGGCAGGGCCUGCUGGGAGCCACAGCGAGAGGUGUGGCCCUCCCUGCCCGAGGCCUUGCCCACGGUCCUGGGUAGAUCACCAGGGCAGCUGCUUGGGUUGGGGCCAGCGCCUGCCGUGGGCAGCCUUGCCCAGCCUGCCUGGGUGGAUGCGGGCUACCCUUGCUUUCCUCCGCGGUUGCUUCAGACCCCACAGUGGCUGCUGCGAGCAGCCGGAUGAUGAGCAGCCUGCCUUUCAAAGCCAGACUCAGCGCCAUGAGCUGCCGUUCUCCUCUGCCCUCCGGCUACUGCCCUACGUGGCUUUUGCUUCCAGGCUCAAGGACGACAUUGAGGCCCGAAGGUCCUGCUUUGCAGAAGAGGCCAGCUUUCCUCAGCCUCCUGGGUUUUCCCCAGGAACCCUCUCGGAAGCCAGGCAAGACAAAGAAUCCAGACUGAUAAAUACCAACUGUUUCACAAAUCCAUGGGAAGUCUAAUAUCCAGGGGGCACGAGGAAAUUCCUAGAGGGCAAAGAUUGGGUGUAAUUUAUCUUCAAAUCUUCAAAAGGGCCCUGCAAAUUGGACAUACUGAUUUUUCAGUGGAAUGAAUGAAUUUAAAAACUGGAAAAUUGAGGUGGGUAUGGUGGCACACAUGUGUAAUUCCUGCACUGGGUAGGCUGAGGUUAGAGGAUCACAAAUUCAAGCCCAGCCUGGGCAAGUUAUUGAGAUCUUG
Messenger RNA from Fukomys damarensis (Damara mole-rat), 4334 nucleotides. It is a transcript of the gene Atoh8, whose product is annotated as atonal bHLH transcription factor 8. The record is from RefSeq and is a predicted model, not a curated record. Lineage: Eukaryota; Metazoa; Chordata; Mammalia; Rodentia; Bathyergidae. The transcript has 5 exons. Bases 1 to 765 code for a protein of 254 amino acids. Gene Ontology annotation, molecular function: protein dimerization activity.